Molecule: messenger RNA, 675 nt
Organism: Arthroderma uncinatum
Lineage: Eukaryota; Fungi; Ascomycota; Eurotiomycetes; Onygenales; Arthrodermataceae
Product: MFS transporter
Exons: 1
Coding region: 1-675 (224 amino acids)
Biological process (GO): transmembrane transport
Cellular component (GO): fungal-type vacuole
Molecular function (GO): transmembrane transporter activity
Source: RefSeq, a predicted model, not a curated record
AUGGGCGUUGAAUCAGGGGCUGAGGAGGCUACUGAACAGGUUCAACCAGAAACAUGUCCUCCGCCUGCACCAAAUUCAUACUGGAAGCGCAUGGGGCUCUUCAAUACCACUCAUGCUGAUCCUAGGCCACUCUGGCUAAUCGCUAUUAGCCCUUUUGCCCUUAUCACAUAUCCCGCGGUUUUAUGGGGAGGUUUUGUGUACGGCGUUCAAAUAAUGUGGUUAUCCCUAGUAACCAUUACCCAGUCAGAACUUUUCAGCGCAGCACCUUACAAUUUUAGCAUCUCUAAUGUUGGAAACAUCAAUUUCGCUGCCUUCAUUGGAGGUGUCAUCGGCAUGUUUUGGGGUGGUUUCGUUUCUGACUGGUGCAUUCUAUAUUUCUCACGUCGAAACAAGGGGAUUCUGGAACCCGAAUUUCGUCUAUGGACUAUGAUGGUGCAUGCCUUCAUAAAUACAGAUGGACUUCUAAUGUAUGGGCUCGGAGCUCUGCAUGGGGUCAUCUGGGUUUUACCUGCUGGCUUUGGAAUGGUAUUCAUUGCAUUUGGCAUCGGAAGCGGCGCUGCUAUCGCCAUCACAUACGCAGUUGAUUGCUACCCUAAGAUUGCAUCAGAGUCAUUGGUCUUUAUGCUCUUCUUGCGGAAUUUGAUUGGAACCGGAUUUGUGUUUGCCGUUCAGUAA